Poecilia latipinna (sailfin molly) is the source of this 3420-nucleotide messenger RNA. RefSeq names its product minamoto (gene meioc). Bases 342 to 2699 code for a protein of 785 amino acids. Gene Ontology annotation, biological process: male meiosis I; meiotic cell cycle; mRNA stabilization. The record is from RefSeq and is a predicted model, not a curated record. NCBI's taxonomy places the organism in Eukaryota, Metazoa, Chordata, Actinopteri, Cyprinodontiformes, Poeciliidae. The transcript has 8 exons. Gene Ontology annotation, cellular component: nucleus; cytoplasm.
UUUUUCAAGUCUUGUGACAUUUGCAGCUUUAAACAAAUUUCAUUUGGCUGGUCAGAGAUGGGGAAUGGCUCUUUAGGCUGUAAAGAUCGCCCACCCCGGAGCUAGACAUUUCUGGACCACCUGCGUCUCUUCUAAAUCAAAGGGGAGGAGUUGAUACCAGAUGUUGCUAUGCUGACAGAUCUGCUGCUUUUUGAUAAUUGGACUAAAUAGUGAUCGUCUAUUCUUUCAGCCAAUGCGCGUUCAAGUCGUCAACGCACAGUAUCGAACCCCGGACAAGAAGAAGCCAGGUUCGGGGGGGCUUCGAGAGGUCCCGAGAGUUAUUCGGUCGACUUCUGGAGGAAAUGCCCAGUAAUGAACUGAAGAAUCGGCCAGAGUUUAGAAUGGCGUUUGACGGGCAUCAGACCACUUUGGGAAAUUCACUGUUUCAGCCAUGUCAGCGUCAGACAGGUGUUAAUGUAGGUGGUAAAAGUGGUUGCAUGUCAGUCCCCUUCAUUCCCAACCCAGUUCCAUCACGUUGUGAGCUUUCGGAUGUUUCCUGGUCUCAGGAGUCUCAAGAUGAUCAGUAUGAACUCAGAUAUACCCAGACUGCCAUUAAGAACAGGAAACAGACUGAUACCAACUGUGAUGCUGAAGCAGACCUUCAGGGUCUUGUUUCAAAUAUUUUGGACGAAGCAGAUUCACAAGAUAACUUCUACAGUGAAAGCCUACCUACAUGCAACCCUAUCUGGUCUCCAAAGACACUGAAAGAAGAGUUACUACAGUAUUUUCAACCAGAACCUAAAACAUUCAACAACCCUUCCUUCAUACCAAACCAUCUGCCCCAUGAGGCCUUCAGUAAAACACAACAGCCGGUAGACAAAGAAGUUAACGAGCUGAGUCAGCUGUCCAGUGGACUAGCUGGGAAUCAGCAGUGGUCGUUUAAUUCACCAAAUGGAGGCAGUUAUUCCAUUCGUCCUCAGAAGCUGCCCCCAGGACUACCGUUGUCCAACAAAGUAGCCGCUGAUCUGUCUCAACAGUAUAAACACAUCAGCAUGCCGCCUUAUAACAGCAGAGGGAAUGAUGCGCCUUCCAAAAACGUCCCAGUGCUGAGCGACAUCUUCAGACCUCAGAAAGAUGCAAACGCCUCGUGCCUUGACGAUUUAUGCGAAGACCACUACAAUCCAAAGACCAUAAAUCCGUUCCUAAACGACCGCUGUGUGCCAGAAGACAUGAAUCAACUGGUCAGCAGCUUUCGGUCAUUCAUGCCAUCAGAUCAUGGUAGCGGCUGUUGUGGAGACUUUCCAGGCAUGCACAAACCAACGGUGGACAUGGUCAGAGGAGGAGGACUGGCUCAACAGUGUAGGAAGCCCAACGACCCUACAGCGUCGACACAGAAUUUCCCCCCAACGCAGACCCAGAAGGAGCUCUUUGGCCACUUGGAGCAAAUGCAGAAUGGAAGAAUAGGAGAUGUGAGGAAACAAAACUUUAAACUUGACGACUUCCAAGAUCUUCCAGAGUUCAGCUCCGAGCGCAUGGAGUACUUUCAGAAACCAAAGCCGUUCCCAGCGCAUCUGACCUUCCCGAACCAGCACAAGAUGAUAAUGCAUGUAGACAACCACAAUCAUCAAAGCAUGAACCAGUAUUCAAAAUAUUAUACGAGGCAGAGCCAGAAAAAGAUCAAGCCGCAAAUGGAGAAAGAAAACAAGAUGAUGCAAAUGCCUGGAUUUACAGGAGAAGGCUUCUCGAGAAGGCAACAAACCAAUGCACACCUGGCAGAGGGAGACAAACAGCGCUUCUCACAAAAUCCGUACUUUGAUUUCCAGGGAAACAUGCAGUCCCAGAGACGUGACGGAGAGAACAUCAUGAUCAGUCCAGGGAACAUGCAGCAGUUCACGCCUCUUCCGUAUUCUCUGAAUGACUUCAGGAGAUACUCCAGCAUGGCCAUGAACUCAAACCUCAGCUCCAGAUCCAUCUUGCCAUGUGAAAACCGUGGGCCUCACAUGGACAUGAACGGCAUGAGGUCCACUAAUGAUGCAGCAUUCAGCUCCUUCAUCAGCGACAUGAAGAACCACAGAGGGGAGAGCACCUAUCAUGGCAUGGCCUCAGCGCUGACGGCUUCACUUAUGAUGAAUCAAGAAGGACCCGCUUUCCAGAUUCACUUCUACCUGGAUGAGUGUUACGAGCAGUUUAGGAGUUUGGAGAAGGAGAGAAAAAAGGCAGAGGUCAUCCUUAAAAAAGCUUUUCCUGGGAAAAGAGCUGCAGUGAUGACCAACACCAAUCCCCCCAAAACUCCACCAAAAUCAACAAGAGUUGACUACCUUAUUGUUAAUCAGAUGAAGGAGCAAGCAAAGGUGGCAAGCCUUUUUGAUAGAAUGGAGUGUCUCUGUGGAGUUCCCCUGCAUAUUAACAUCCAUGCAGCGCUGAAAACACACCACAUGGCCGUUUGUAUCACCCAGUCAAGACGCAAAGAGGACAGUGGAAACAUGACAAAACAGCAGCAGCAGGGAAUUAAUUUCACAGAGGACAGAGAUAACCCGUUGAUGGUCAUGGCACUGAAGGAACUGGCUGCUACAACCAAGAGGCUCCGAACAGCCCUGUGGUGCGCCCUCCAAAGCACGCUGCCGAAAGCCGUCAAGACUCAGGAACACGAUGUGGAUGAGGAGGCCGCAUGUGCCGAAGGCGUCUCCUCUCCUUUCCUAGGUUACUCCUUCUGCUUAUGAAUUAUCUAAGUACAAAUGUGAGAUUUUGAAUAAGGUUAUAGAAUCAAAUAUUCCUGUAGUAUUACUUACCUUAAAAUGACUAUAUAACAUUUUAUUUUAAAAAAAACAACAAAAAAAAAAGAGUGAUCACAACAAAUGAGAUAAGCAGUUUGAAGCUCGGAAGAUAACUGAUUUUUCUGACAUCGUUGACCUUUUUGCUCCAGAAUUACAUGAAAUGUAAUUUACAAUUUCCAACAUCUUAAUUUCCUUUGAUUAGUGUCCUCUCCAGAUUAACAGCAAUCUUGUACCAACACAGUUGUAUUUAAAGACACUAUUUAUGCAGAAGAUUUCAGUGAAUUCUUCAUUUUACUUAUUUAUUGGAAUAUAAUAGAACCUCAGUUUUAUGUAUUCCCCAGUAAUAAUUGAAUCACAAAGGCAGUCGUUUAAAAUUAACAAACCCUAAAUUGCUUUCUGGAAUGUUCCAAUCAAAUCCUUCGUAUUUCUUUUGUAACCUUACCAUUCUGUAAUCAGAUAAGAUUAUUUUUUUUUUAUCUCUAGUUUGAUUUAAAAUGUUCUAACAGUAUUAAGAGAAAGACUCAAUGUAUUUAAAUGCUUUAAUCACACUUAUUAGAAAAAGUGUUAAAAACAUCAGUGAAAUAAGAGUUAUCUCAAAAGUGUUAAAGGUUUCACUCACCAAGUUUAUGUACAAAACAUUAAACCUUUUGAAAACUUUUAAAAUUAA